AUGGCAAACGACCUACAAUAUGUGAUUACCCUACCUGCAGCAGACGAAAUCAUGAGUGCACAAGGAGGAGAAUCCGUAGAAGGAUAUACCUUGGAGAACAUCGAAUUGGAAUAUAAGUCCAUCGAUAAUAAUGACCUUGCAAGGAAAGCCGAGGGUUUGUAUGGAUCCGAACGAGAGCUAUCCUUCGAACAUACCACCCUGAUGAAGAAAUCCGAAUGGGACAAAGACUCCACCAUCAUUAAUGAGACAAUCAAUAUACCACGCAGGAGCAUGAAAGCCAUCGUUAUGUUAUUCACAAACAAGACAAAACCUGACAGUGAAGAAUAUGUAUACCCCAACAUCGAAAAGGUCAAGGUAACCGUAGAGGGUGUUCCAAAUUCAGUCUAUAGCCAAGGUAUCCCGAAAACAAGGCUAUACGAGGAGGCAAGGCGACUGUUUGAUACUGACGAAAUCAGCCAUCAGACACUAACCGGCUUCUUUAAAGACAAAAAAUUCGCACUGGUCAUCGAUCUCAGAACCGCAAACGACGCCAACACAUAUGGAAACGGUGCUAAAAUUCAGAACACCCGGUCUGGAAUACUGGUGGAAAUCACAAAGAAAGCUAUAACUGCAAACGUUGUAUGUUACAUGUUCGUCCUUUCCGACGGUGUUAUCAGGAUCGCGAACGGGCAACUUGCUGGGGUAAAGUACUAG
Paramuricea clavata is the source of this 693-nucleotide messenger RNA. The record is from the annotation of a GenBank genome assembly. NCBI's taxonomy places the organism in Eukaryota, Metazoa, Cnidaria, Anthozoa, Malacalcyonacea, Plexauridae.